Messenger RNA from Silurus meridionalis, 2404 nucleotides. RefSeq names its product hydroxysteroid (11-beta) dehydrogenase 2 (gene hsd11b2). The record is from RefSeq and is a predicted model, not a curated record. Bases 322 to 1542 code for a protein of 406 amino acids. Lineage: Eukaryota; Metazoa; Chordata; Actinopteri; Siluriformes; Siluridae. Gene Ontology annotation, molecular function: oxidoreductase activity. The transcript is spliced from 5 exons.
GCUCAGCCAAAUCACCGGCCUGCCUCGGUGUUGCAGAGUGUGUUAAGUCAGCUUGCACUCUUCUGCAUGUGUGUGUCUGUGGUGUGUGAGUGUAUGUGUGUGCAAGUGUGUUUGUGUGUAAGAGAGAGAAAGACAGAGGGAGAGAGAGCGUGUAGGUGAAAGGAACCACAAGAGCAAGCAAGCACGUGGGUGCACACUUCUAUAAGAGAUAGAUAGAGAGAGGAAAGAAGAGCUGCAAAAAAAAAAAAAAACUAAAGACAAAAAAGCAGCACACAGCAAAGAAAAGAGAAAAUAGAGCUAGAGACCUAGAGAAAGAGCACAAUGGAUGACUAUGCCCUGUCCUUCUGGAUUUACAUGGGAGUGAUGUCUGUGUUCGUCGGAGGCACACUGAAGAAGUUCCUGGCAUCCCACGCCAGUGCUGUGCCCUCGCUCGUGGCAUGGCUGGGAGCCAUGCUGCUGGUAGAGAGGCUGUGUGCUAUGUGCAUGCCCGCUGUGCUGACACUUGCCGUCUUCUGUGCCACCUGUUGGCUCUACUCACUGUGGGCUGCCCCACCACCGGUCCUGCCUGUCGAAGGCAAAGCAGUUUUCAUCACAGGGUGUGACUCAGGAUUUGGGCACGCCACAGCAAGGCGUCUGGACGCAAUGGGGUUCCAAGUGUUCGCCACAGUAUUGGACGCAGAUGGUGAGGGGGCGAAGCAGUUGAGGAGUAACUGCUCACCUCGCUUGACCUUGCUUCAGGUGGACAUCACUCAGCCACAGCAGGUUCAACAGGCUCUGCUCAACACCAAGGCCAAGCUGGGCAUGAAAGGACUGUGGGCUCUUGUGAACAACGCAGGAGUGUGCGUGAACUUUGGAGAUGCCGAGCUCUCUCUCAUGUCAAACUACAGAGGUUGCAUGGAGGUGAAUUUCUUCGGAACUCUCUGCAUCACCAAGGCCUUUCUUCCUUUGCUGAGACAAAACAAAGGCCGAAUAGUGACCAUCUCUAGUCCAUCAGGUGAACAGCCCUUCCCUUGUCUGGCGUCCUACGGAGCCUCAAAGGCAGCACUCAACCUCUUCAUGAACACGCUCCGCCAUGAGUUGGAUCCUUGGGGUGUCAAAGUGUCCACUAUAUUACCCUCUGCCUUUAAAACAGGGCAAAGUAGUAACACAGAGUACUGGGAGAAACAGUACCAGCACCUCCUUCAGAACCUGUCACCAAGCCUUUUAGAAGAAUAUGGCGAAGAUUACAUGAUGGAGACCAAGGACCUCUUCCAGAGUUUUGCCAAAUCAGCAAAUGAGGACCUAAGCCCUGUCGUUAACACAAUUGUGAAGGCACUGCUCUCGCCACAGCCUCAGGUAUGCUACUAUGCGGGGCCUGGAGUUGGCCUAAUGUACUUUAUAUACAGCUACUUCCCCCUGAGCCUCAGUGACAAGUUCCUGCAAAAACUUUUCCUAAAGAAGAAGUUGAUGCCGCGUGCACUCAGGAAACAGAAUGAGCUGAACCUCAUCAAGUACAACAACAACGACAUCAUCAGCAACAACAACAUCACCCAGAUUGAGUAAAUCUGUUGUAGUUCCAUGUAAAUACAAAAAGCUAGAGGACCACUGAUGCAGUCAAUUCGUAGUGACCUAAUGCCAAUAUGUGAAUUGGUUUUUGUGUUGUUUUAAAUAAUGUAUAAAGUAUUGUUUAUUUUUUAUUUUUUCAUUUUGAAGGGAUUGUUCAAUGGGUUUUGCUUUCUAAAUAAAAAUUCAACACAUUUUUGUCAUAUAAAAAUCAAUAUCAGAUGAUCCAUUCCCCCUAAACUACUUUGGUAAUAGUGAAUUUUACUAUGUGAUAACACAAGAUGUAUAUUACCCAUACACCUUCCAAUUUUCAAUACUUGCCUUGGUUACUCCACAGAUCAUAGUCUUUGCUCUGCUUACAAAAGACUUUCAGAUGACUUUGAAUAUCAGCAGUGUGCUUCUCUAAAACAUAUUCAUAACCUCAGGUUCAUAAGGCUCAGACCAUUGCUGCUACUAAGUGCAAAAUCUAUUUAUGGGUUUAUUUCCGAUCAUCAGACACAUUCAUCUACUUCAUGUACUCUUGGAGCAAGCUUAAAAAUCAUUUCCAGCCUACUUACCCACCUUCAAACAAGAUAAAGUUCUCCUAAAGUCACAAUGUUUUAAUCUCCUGUACAUACAGUAAUUCAAUUUUUGUUAAGCAGAUCAAGCAGAACUUGCAUUAUUUUCCUGUUCUUUUGUUUUUUUUAUUUUCCAUGCCACCAUUAUACCCACAAAUUAAAAUAUUUAUUAUUUUUUCUUUAUGAAUCACUUAAAACUGUGAAUUUUUAUACGAAACAAUUAAAACAAAGAAAAAAGAAAGAAGUGCAAAUUGUCAACUUGUUAAUUUUUCAAUUAUAAUAAACUGACUUUUUGAAUAAAACCA